AUGCGCGCGCGUUCGGAGCCCCAGCGGCCGCCGUGUUCCUCCUCGGGGGCUUGUGUCGGGGCCUGUGUCGCGGUGUGUGCCCAGGGCCCCAGCCAGUGCCCAGCCCCGCUGGGAGCCCCGGCCAGCACCACGGACGGCACCCAGGAAGCCCGAGUUCCCCUGGACGGGGCCUUCUGGAUCCCGAGGCCCCCGGCAGCUUCGCCCAAGGGCUGCUUCGCCUGCGUGUCCAAGCCCCCCGCCCUGCAGGCUCCAGUGGCCACCGGCCCUGAGCCCUCAGCCUCACCCCCCAUGGCACCCACCCUGUUCCCCAUGGAGUCCAAGAGCAGCAAGACAGACAGCGUGCGGGCCACCAGCGCCCCCCAGGCCUGCAAGCACCUAGCAGAGAAGAAGACCAUGACAAACCCCACGACGGUCAUCGAGGUCUACCCGGACACCACGGAGGUGAACGACUACUACCUGUGGUCCAUCUUCAACUUCGUCUACCUCAACUUCUGCUGCCUGGGCUUCAUCGCCCUGGCCUACUCCCUCAAAGUUCGGGACAAGAAACUUCUCAACGACCUGAACGGAGCAGUGGAGGACGCCAAGACCGCUCGGCUGUUCAACAUCACCAGCUCUGCCCUGGCGGCCUCCUGCAUCAUCCUCAUCUUCAUCUUCCUGCGGUACCCGCUCACCGACUACUGA
Eubalaena glacialis (North Atlantic right whale) is the source of this 681-nucleotide messenger RNA. It is a transcript of the gene IFITM10, whose product is annotated as interferon induced transmembrane protein 10. The record is from RefSeq and is a predicted model, not a curated record. NCBI's taxonomy places the organism in Eukaryota, Metazoa, Chordata, Mammalia, Artiodactyla, Balaenidae. Gene Ontology annotation, cellular component: plasma membrane. The coding region runs from base 1 to 681 and encodes 226 amino acids. The transcript is spliced from 3 exons.